Molecule: messenger RNA, 759 nt
Organism: Symbiodinium pilosum
Lineage: Eukaryota; Dinophyceae; Suessiales; Symbiodiniaceae
Source: the annotation of a GenBank genome assembly
AUGGACUCCUUCAGUGAUGCCUCACCACAUUCGCUGAAGCCAUGCAACAUAAGUCGUGGGCGCUGGGUGCCGCAUGCAUGGGCAUCCCUUCCGGUGUCGGACGCGGAGGUGUGGAAAGUGCCUGAGAAGGGGGCAAUCGUGCGCUGGGGUCAAAGCCUGGAGGUUUUGGCAGUUCAGUUGAAGGUGCUGGCAUCCGCGCUUCUUCGACUUCUGGAACACCCGGACCACCAUGCAGCUGCAGUUCAGGCCACAUUGCGCUCAGCUUUGCACCACUGUGCAUCGGUCAGCCACCGUGAGGUCCUUCCUGGCGUCCGGUUGUUCAUGAUGAAGUCCGGAAUCCGCUUCCAGGACUGGCGACAAGCUGUUGCCCGGGAGAAGCGGCUCAAGUCUGGCACAAGUCCUCCACCUGCUGCGCAGGAGGAAGUGGACUUGUUGUCUUCAGAUCGCCAAAGAGCAUUAGUGCGGAGUCUGCAGGUGGCUUCAUCAGUCGGCGUGCCCGAGGCAGCUCAGCUAGCCAGCCGCAUCGCAGCCUAUCUAUGUGUGUCUGAGCGACUCCAUCAUCAGGCGCAAUUGUCAGCCAAAGGCUGCGAACACAGCGGCAUUUUCGACAUCAAGCCGCAACUGAAUGCCUUCAAUGAGUCGCAGGACUUUGAGGCUCCACACCGAGUGUGGCAGCCGGUUGCGCAAGGGUUUGAGCACCAUGCGAGGAAGGUCCCGAGAUCAUUUUGUGCAAGGCCAAAGUCAUGCCCGAGGAGGUGA